Messenger RNA from Podospora pseudopauciseta, 513 nucleotides. RefSeq lists its product as uncharacterized. The coding region runs from base 319 to 513 and encodes 64 amino acids. The transcript is spliced from 2 exons. The record is from RefSeq and is a predicted model, not a curated record. NCBI's taxonomy places the organism in Eukaryota, Fungi, Ascomycota, Sordariomycetes, Sordariales, Podosporaceae.
GUAUGCAAGGCAGAUCAGCACGUCGUCGUGACCAAAGCCGUUGGAUAUCUUCACGCGUGUAUAAAUUCGUAUGGCGAGAACAACCCCUGCUAAACUCAACAGAAGUAACCCGACAAUGAUGUUGUUCGGCCCGCGAGUUUCUGGAUCAACGUUAUUCGAUGGAGGCCAGGAAGCAGUUAUCUCUGCUGUGAUCCGCAUGCUGUGUCUGAAGGUGUAGCAGGAAGGGCCAGAGUGCGGGUUCCACGCAAGCCGAGAUGCUGGUCGGCCUAGGCCAGGGCUUCGCCGAGGACGUCUAAUGGGCAGCGGUACAAAUAUACCAUGUUUCUUGACCAAGACCUCGAAGAGCUAGACUUGUCGUUGAAUCCAGCUGGUGACCAGGUGCCAGCCGAGAUCCGGCCCGCCACUACGCCUUACCUAAUGGGAGCUAGUGCCACCCCGCCAAAUCCACCCACAAAAAUUCCUGGGAUUCGCAAAAUCACUUUUGAUCUUGAAUUCUCGGCUUUCUCCUCGUAA